AUGAAAGCCCAAAACUUGGUUCUCGCGGCCAUAGCCAGCUACGCCGGUGUAGGCGAGGCUGCUGUCUGCUGGACCAACGGCUUUAACUUGCUCAUGGGGGGCCAACCUUGGGGUGCCGGGUGCAACCAGCCUCCAGUAAACCCAGCACCGCCGCCGCCACCAGCCUGCGUGCCCACCACAACCACCACCACAUUCACCACCACUACCACGAUCACCGCCUACACCAUCAACCCAGCCGUCGCCGCCGCCGCUACAGGGGCAUGCAUGGCGCUCAACCCACCGAGAAACACGCCGCUUUUCGAUUCAGGCGGUAACCCGGGCCUUGCUGCGUCCCCAUCUACUCCGGGGGUGUACAGGUAUGCUAGAGGACGCAAUGGUACGACAGGGUGUUUAGGACGGGAUGCUUCAAUUUUUAGUACAAGUGGGCCUUUCGCGUAG
Molecule: messenger RNA, 438 nt
Organism: Chaetomium globosum CBS 148.51
Lineage: Eukaryota; Fungi; Ascomycota; Sordariomycetes; Sordariales; Chaetomiaceae
Exons: 2
Coding region: 1-438 (145 amino acids)
Source: RefSeq, a predicted model, not a curated record